AUGGAAGAGUGUUCCAAUCCCCAACUCCUCUCCUGGGUAAAGGAGUGGCUCGACACGGCUCGUGAGCGCAACUCCAAAGGCUUCACCACCUAUCGAAACGCCUAUGAAUCCCUCAGAGCGUGUCCUCUUGUCUUUCAGCACCCUGCCGAGCUGCAACAACUCAAGGGUUUUGGCCCGAAGCUGUGCGAGAGACUUACCGACAAGCUCAAGAAGCAUUGCCAGGACAAUAACCUUCCCAUGCCCGAGCACCCUCAAGCGAGGAAAGCAGCCGAGAGAGCGCAACGAGAGGAGGAAGCGGCUGUAGAAGGAGGUCCAGCCCCUAAGAAACGCAAGACUCGACAGCCCAAAGCCUACGUCCCAGCUUUUCGCUCUGGUGGCUAUGCGCUCCUGAUUGCUCUCUCAACUCAGCCGGACGACGUCUUCUCGGGCAUGACGAAAGCCGACCUGAUUGAAACUGCACAGCCGCAUUGCGACGCUUCCUUUACGGCACCCACAGACCCGACCAAGUUUUACACGGCGUGGAACUCGAUGAAGACGUUGGUGCAAAAGGAACUCGUCUAUGAGAGGGGACGGCCCCUGCGGCGAUAUGCACUGACCGAUGAAGGAUGGGAGGUGAUCAGGCGGAUCAAGGAGACUCGAGAAUGGCGGGCGGACAAUGAAAGUGCGAUUGUAGGGGACCAUACCACCUCUGCGCAACCAGCUAUUCGCCCUCCGUCUCCCGAGGUUGAAAUCAUUCAAGAGGACAAUGACAACAGUACUAACCCGGUAGACAACAAGUUGCCAUCGUUUAGCCGCAUCAAACUACACCCGGGGUCGUUCUCGGUGAAGCUCCUCUUGGACGUGCGCGAGGUUCGAGCCAAAACCGACCGCGAUUACAUGCAAGACGAGCUUGCCAAGCUCGACGCUGCCCCAUUGAUGCGAAGCCUGGAAGUGGGCGACGCUCAGUGGGUUGCCAAGUGCCAUGAUCCCACACUCUUGCAGAGACUCGGCGCGGAGGGCGACGAGAUUGUGCUAGACUGGAUCGUGGAGCGGAAGCGCCUCGACGACUUGAUUGGGAGCAUCAAGGACGGCCGCUUCCACGAGCAAAAAUUUCGUCUCAAGCGCUCCGGUGUUCAGAAUGUCAUUUACAUCAUUGAGGACAUCACAAUGGACUCGCAGACGUAUCAGAGAUACGAGGAGGCCGUUCACUCUGCCAUUGCGUCCACCCAGGUCGUCAAUGGAUACUUUGUGAAGCGGACCGCCAUGAUGGACGAGACGGUCAAGUACCUGGCACGCCUAACCGCCAUGCUGAAGCGCAGGUAUGAGAAGCAGACGUUGCAUGUCAUUCCAUCGAGGGUGAUUACUGCACAAAACUAUGCACCUUUGAUGCAACACCUGCGGGAGACGCAGCCUUCCGUCGGACAUUACAUCACAUACCAGACGUUUUCCUCCUUGGCGUCCAAGUCGGAAAUGAUGACGUUACGGGAUGUAUUUUUGAAAAUGUUAAUGACAACCAGAGGCUUGACUGGCGAGCGAGCCCUGGAAAUUCAAAAGCGCUGGCGCACACCGUACGACUUGGUAAAGGCAUUUGAGGCCUGUGGUCCUGGAGAGGUGGGGAAGAAACGGAAGCACGAGCUCGUGUCGAGCCAGCUGAAUCAUUUGGUGGGCAGAAAGAAGAUUAGUAAGGCACUGAGUCAAAAGAUUGCUGAGGUUUGGGGCGAUGCCUAG
Pochonia chlamydosporia 170 is the source of this 1707-nucleotide messenger RNA. RefSeq names its product DNA repair protein Mus81. The transcript has a single exon. The record is from RefSeq and is a predicted model, not a curated record. Gene Ontology annotation, cellular component: Holliday junction resolvase complex; nucleus. Lineage: Eukaryota; Fungi; Ascomycota; Sordariomycetes; Hypocreales; Clavicipitaceae. Gene Ontology annotation, biological process: DNA catabolic process; mitotic intra-S DNA damage checkpoint signaling; resolution of meiotic recombination intermediates. Gene Ontology annotation, molecular function: crossover junction DNA endonuclease activity; 3'-flap endonuclease activity; DNA binding. The coding region runs from base 1 to 1707 and encodes 568 amino acids.